Molecule: messenger RNA, 2527 nt
Organism: Octopus sinensis (East Asian common octopus)
Lineage: Eukaryota; Metazoa; Mollusca; Cephalopoda; Octopoda; Octopodidae
Product: zinc finger protein 845-like
Exons: 11
Coding region: 335-2452 (705 amino acids)
Biological process (GO): regulation of transcription by RNA polymerase II
Molecular function (GO): DNA-binding transcription factor activity; RNA polymerase II cis-regulatory region sequence-specific DNA binding
Source: RefSeq, a predicted model, not a curated record
UAUCUGUGGUAAAUUAUUUUAUGAAAAUAGAAUCUUAACUAAUCAGAUACGUAUUCACACAGGAGAGAAGUCAUAUCAUUGCGGUGUCUGUGGUAAGUCAUUCUCUGAUGGACCCAGGUUAACUGUUCGCAAAUACAUUCAUUCAAGUGUGAAACCAUAUCACUGUGAAAUCUGUGGUAAAUCUUUCUCUCGAAACGAUACCUUAAUCAAGCACAAGUGUGUUCAUACAGGGGAGAAGCCAUAUCAUUGUGAUAUCUCUGGUAAAUCAUUUGUUCAGAGCAAUAUACGAGAAGAAGGAAAACCUUUGUGUACUGUGACGAGAGAAAGGAAAAUUAUGGAAAAUGAAUUAUAUUGGAGUGAAGUUGAAUGUAAAAGAGAGUCUGAAGAAAUUGAUUUUUCUGAUGAGGAAAAGAAUGAAAAGGGCAAAACAUCAUUUGAUUGUGAUAUCUGUGGCAAGUCGUUCUCUCGGAAAGCUAAGUUAGUCAUUCACGAACGUACUCAUACAGGAGAAAAACCAUAUCACUGUGAAAUCUGUGGUAAAUCUUUCUCUCGAAACGAAAACUUAACUAGGCACAAGAGUGGUGUUCACACAGGAGAAAAACCAUAUCACUGUGAAAUCUGUGGUAAAUCCUUUUCUCAAAACGAUCACUUAACUAUGCACAAGCAUGUUCAUACAGGAGAAAAACCAUAUCACUGUGAAAUCUGUGACAAAUCUUUCUCUCGAAACGAUCACUUAACCAAGCACAAGCAUGUUCAUACAGGUGAAAAACCAUAUCACUGUGAAAUCUGUGACAAAUCUUUCUCUAGAAACGAUAAUUUAACCAUACACAGGCGUGUUCAUACAGGAGAAAAACCAUAUCACUGUGAAAUCUGUGGUAAAUCUUUCUCUCGAAACGAUACCUUAACCAAGCACAUGCGUGUUCAUACAGGAGAAAAACCAUAUCACUGUGAAAUCUGUGGUAAAUCUUUCUCUCGAAACGAUCACUUAACUAGGCACAAGAGUGGUGUUCACACAGGAGAAAAACCAUAUCACUGUGAUAUCUGUGGUAAAUCUUGGACUCAGAAAGGUAACUUGACUACUCACCAACGUAUUCAUACAGGAGAGAAGCCAUAUCGCUCUGAUAUCUGUGGUAAGUCAUUGUCACAAGAUAGUGAUUUAACAAGACACAAGCAGAUUCACUCAAGAGGAAAAUAUUUGUACUGUGACAUCUGUGGUAAAUCAUUCUCGCGGAAAGAUAACUUAGUCAUCCACCAACGUAUUCAUACAGGUGAGAAGCCAUAUCAUUGUGUUAUCUGUGGUAAAUCGUUCGCUUGGAAAGGUAACUUGACUGCUCACCGACGUUUUCAUACAGGAGAGAAGCCAUAUCACUGUGAUAUCUGUGGUAAACUAUUGUCAAAUCGUAGUACGUUAACAAGACACAAACAGAUUCACACAAAAGGAAAAUAUUUACAGUGUGAUGUCUGUGGUAAAUCAUUUUUUGAUACUCAUCAUUUAACCACUCACAAACGCAUUCAUACACAAGAAAAACCAUAUCGCUGUGAUAUCUGUGGUAAAUCAUUCUAUGAAAAUAGUUACCUAACUACUCACUUGCGCAUUCAUACAGGAGAGAAGCCAUAUCACUGUGAUUUCUGCGGGAAAUCAUUUUCUUACAGACACACAUUAACUAUUCACAAAAACAUUCAUACAGGUGAGAAGCCAUAUCAUUGUGAUAUCUGUGGUAAAUCAUUCUCACAAAAUUAUCACUUGACUAGGCACAAACGUACACAUACAGGAGAAAAGCCAUAUCACUGUGAUAUCUGUGGUAAAUCAUUUCCUGGAACUAGUGAUGUAACUAUUCACAAGCGUGUUCAUACAGGAGAGAAGCCAUAUCCUUGUGAUAUCUGUGGUGAGUCAUUCUCUAGAAGUGGUGUCUUAAUUAGUCACAAGCGCAUUCAUACAGGACAGAAGCUAUAUCACUGUGAUACCUGUGCUAAAUCAUUCUCUCAGAAAGCUAACUUAAUUACUCACCAACGUAUUCAUACUGAAGAGAAACCAUAUUGCUGUGAUAUCUGUGAUAAAUCAUUCACUCGAAAUGACCAGUUGACCAACCAUGUCCGCAUUCACACAGGUGAGAAGCCAUAUCAGUGUGACGUCUGCAGUAAGUCUUUCUCUAAAAAAGGUACCUUAACGUCUCACAAACAUAUUCAUACAGGGGAGAAACGUUACCUGUGUGAUGUGUGUGGUAAAUCAUUCACUGACACUGGCUACUUAACGCAGCAUAAGCGUAUCCAUGCAGUUGAGAAAAAAUAUCACUGUGAUAUUUGUGGUAAAUCAUUCUCUCAGAGUAGUAACUUAACUAGACAUAAACAUAUUCAUACAGGAGAAAAGCCAUAUUACUGUGAAAUCUGUGGUAAAUCAUUCUCUGAAAAUGGUGACUUAACUAGACACAAACUUAUUCAUACAGGAGAGUAACCAUAUCACUGCGAUAUCUGUGGUAAAUCAUUCUCACAAAAGGGUAACUUAAUCAUUCACAAACGUAUCCAUACA